AUGAGCAGCGACAAACUGGAGAAGCUGAGGAAGCUUCAGGCGGCGCGCAGAGGUAAACAAGACCACGGUUACUCCCACAGCAGCGAUGAGGACAACGAUGUUCAGCUGUACGAUGAAGUCGAUGAGAACGAGUAUAAGAAAAGGAAGCGGCAGGAGCUGCUGCAGGACGAUUUUGUUGUAGACGAUGACGGCGAGGGAUAUAUCGAUCGCGGGGUCGAGGAGGCUGAGGAAUACUACUCCGGUGAAAGCGACGAGGGCGACAACGCUAAGCAUAAAAAGGCGCCAAAGGAUAAGAAGAAGAAAACCAGCGUCCAAAGUAAAAAUGCAAUUGGGAGCAUGUUACGUGCACAGCACUCCAAAAAAGCGGCAAACCUUCAGAAAAAAACACUUGCUAUCGACAACUUCGAUGACAUUCUAGGAGAAUUCGAUGCAACUGAGACAAAACCUGCCCUGCACCGAGUCAUUCCUGCUAGACUUCCCUCAUCCCCGCAGGAAUCUUUCAAAAGAAGUCAGGACACAGAUUCAAGCUUUUCGAACACUGUAAAGAGGCAAAAAAAUGAUAACUCUGCAGCAUACGAGUUGAGGUUGAACUCCUCCCCGCUCAGGAAUCAGGUGUCUAAAGCUAAACAUGACAUUACAGAUUUUGACGAUCUUCUAAACGACGUUGAAAACUCUCCAACAAUGACUAAAAAACCAGUAUCAUCGACGUCUACAAGUCCGCUCAAGAAAACUGUCCCAGUAAGUCUGGACGACGACGACGACAGUGAUGAAGAACUUGUCUUUAAAAAGAGACCGAUGAGAAGUGUCACUACGUCUAGACAGGUAACGUUGAACCCCAGGAGCAACCCUAAUUCAUCGCCCUUUGUCACUGCUCCAGGGACACCCGUUGGUUUCAUCGAUUUGAAAAACAAAGAAGGUUCGCUGUCAAGCAAUACUCCACAGACCUCAACAAGCGAGCCGUUGACUUUUGCAAACAAGUAUACCGAAUCUCAAAUGGUAGAAUCUAACACUGGUAACUCUUUCGAGAUGUUUUGGCUUGACUUUGCCGAGGUUAACAACAGCUUGGUCCUAUACGGGAAGGCCAAAGCUUUGGACGGCACAAUGGUAUCUGCCAUGGUCCAAAUCAACGGUCUGUGUAGAGAGCUAUACUUUUUACCUAGAGACGGGAAGUCUGCUGCAGAUAUCGAAGAAGAGAUUCUGCCGUUACUCAUGGACAAAUACGGACUAAACAACAUUCGUGCCAAACCAGAAUCAAAAAAAUAUGCAUUUGAACUACCGGAUAUCCCUCACGAAAAGGAGUACCUGAAGGUCCUGCUUCCAUACGAAACACCCAAGUGCAGUCACGACCUCCUGCCUCCCGAUCUAAGCAGCGACAAUUUUUCCCACGUUUUCGGUGGGAAUGCCAACAUCGUGGAGAGCUUUGUUGUCCAAAACAAUGUAAUGGGACCCUGCUGGCUAGAGAUAAAAAACGCCGAUUUCAAAGCCUUACAAAACGCCUCCCACUGUGCUAUCGAGGUCGCGGUAGCCAGUCCACGAGAUGUUCAGCCAAUCAAUACUAGCGAUGUGCCUGAACUAAACGGUAUGUCCAUCUCCAUCCAAACUGUAAUGAACUCAAAGGUUAACAAACAAGAAAUUGUCGCGAUCACACUAUCCAAAUACAACAACAUUUCGUUGGAUAAACCCAUUCCGGAAGACAUAAAGCCUGAAAGUGUUGUGACUUUGGUAAGGCCUCCUCAGGGAAACAAUUUCCCAAUAGGACUUGCUAAGCUUGCUCAGCAAAAGCUACCUGGGACUUUACGUUUGUUUAACAACGAAAAAACGCUGUUAUCGUGUUUCUGUGCUAUGGUCAAAGUGGCUGACCCGGAUGUUCUAAUUGGGCACAGACUAGAAACAGUUUACCUGGAUAUUUUGGUCCAUAGAAUACACGAAUUCAAGAUACCCACCUUUAGCGCUCUAGGACGUAGAGUGAGAAAAGUUUGGCCUGAUAAGUUCGGGAAGAGUCAUGCCAGUAUGAACAGCUUUUUUAUACGUGAUUUGGUAUCUGGGAGACUGAUAUGUGACAUAGCAAACGAAAUGGGACAAUCGUUAACGCCGAAAUGCCAGAGUUGGGACCUACGGGAAAUGUACAUGGUUACAUGCAACAAAGACCAUAAAACAUUAGACAUUAAUUACACAGAUCCACGGUACCAGGAUGAUGCCUCUAACUUGAACAUGGCGCUACAGGAAAACGUUGCAAAUUCUAUGAUUGCCGCCGAGGUGUCGUUUAGGAUACAACUGCUGUCUCUGACGAAACAGUUAACUAACCUUGCGGGCAAUGCGUGGUCGCAAACAUUAGGGGGUACCCGUGCUGGUAGAAACGAAUAUAUUCUACUGCACGAAUUCUCUAAGAACGGCUACAUAGUUCCGGAUAAGGAAACCCAAAAGAUGAGAAAUCAAAGGCAGAUGCAAAUGCAAAGAAACGAGAAAGGUGAUGAGGAUACCGAAACAACAGCUUUGGGUUCCUCUAAAAAGGCCAAGUACCAAGGUGGUCUAGUUUUCGAGCCCGAAAAGGGGCUGCAUAAAAAUUAUGUUCUGGUGAUGGAUUUCAAUUCUUUGUACCCAUCGAUUAUCCAGGAGUUCAACAUUUGUUUUACCACUGUAGACCGGAACUUGCAAGAUAUUGACGAGUUGCCCACUGUGCCCUCUGAUGACAAAAAUCAGGGUGUUUUACCCAGAUUAUUGGCAAAUCUUGUCGAACGUCGUCGUGAGGUCAAGAAAGUAAUGAAAACGGAGAAGGAUCCCCAUAAAUAUGUUCAGUGUGAUAUCAGACAACAAGCACUGAAGUUGACAGCCAACUCCAUGUACGGUUGUUUGGGUUAUGUGAACAGUAGAUUCUAUGCCAAGCCCCUGGCAAUGUUAGUUACUAACAAAGGUAGAGAGGUUUUGAUGAACACGAGGCAACUUGCGGAAACCAUGGGACUUGUUGUUGUCUACGGUGACACAGACUCUGUUAUGAUUGACACUGGGUGUGAAAGUUACGCAGACGCUAUCAAGAUUGGGGAGAAUUUUAAGAAACUGGUUAACGAACGGUACAAACUUUUGGAGAUUGAUAUUGAUAACGUUUUUAAGAAGUUGCUCCUUCACGCCAAAAAGAAAUACGCAGCCUUGAAUGUCACAAUCAAUAAGGCAGGCGUGGAACAUGUUAAGUUGGAAGUCAAGGGUCUGGAUAUGAGACGUCGUGAGUUCAGUCCGCUGUCCAAGGAUGUCUCGACGCAUGUCUUGAGUACCGUGCUAUCUGAUAAAGAUCCAGAGACGGCACUUCAGGAAGUAUACGAGUACCUUGAAGACAUUAAGACGAAGAUGGAAAACAAUGAGAUUAGAAUUGACAAGUAUAAAAUUAACACAAAGAUAUCCAAAGAUCCUACCGCAUACCCUGGGGGUAAAACGAUGCCCGCUGUCCAAGUGGCGUUGAAGAUGCGGAAAGCCGGAAAACUAGUUAAAGCUGGAAACGUUAUUACUUUCAUUAUCACGAAACCUAAACUUGAGGACGAGAAAAGCGGCGAGCGGUCCCACCCAGCCGAAAGGGCGUUUGCACUGAACGAUGUUAUGGAUAAGAGUAACAAUUUACAGCCAGAUCCUGAGUACUACCUGGAGAAGCAAAUUUUCUCCCCCGUGGAAAGACUUCUCGAAAGGAUAGAAGGGUUUGAUGUCGUCCGUUUGAGUCAAGCAUUAGGACUGGACAGUAAGAAAUACUUGAUUAGAGCGAGCGACGAUGCUAAUGGUCAUGGAAGCAACAGUCUACAACCUUUAGAGACUACGAUUUCGGAUAUGGAACGGUUCAAAGAUUCCUCUAAUUUGGAGCUACACUGUCCAAAUUGCUCCCAACAAUUUGUAUUUGGUGGUGUUAUUGCGUCCAACUUCUAUCAAAUGUGCUACAAUGGGCUGCAGUGUAAGAAAUGUGAACAUAUUUUUACUCCAAUACAACUGUCAUGCCAGUUGGAAAGUAUAAUCAGAGCGCACAUAUCUCUGUACUAUGCGGGCUGGUUGGUUUGCGAUGACAUGACUUGUGGCAACGUCACUAGACAGAUUUCGGUCUUCGGUAAGCGUUGUCUGAACGAGGGAUGUACUGGCGUAAUGAGGUAUAGGUAUUCGGAUAAGCAGCUGUACAACCAGCUACUAUACUUCGAGUCCCUCUUUGAUUGUGCCAAAAAUAAGAAGCAAGAGCUGAAAGCUGUGUAUUACGAGGGAGAUAAGGACUAUCCGAAGGAAAAGUUAUCGGAGUCAUCCGUAAUGGUCUUGACGGAGCAGAACAGGGAACUAUUUGAAAUCAACCGUGCUGUCAUAGAAAAGUACCUGAGCAACUGUGGUCGUCGGUACGUUGACAUGGGAGGUAUAUUUGAUUUCAUGACCAAUUGA
Huiozyma naganishii CBS 8797 is the source of this 4395-nucleotide messenger RNA. RefSeq names its product DNA-directed DNA polymerase alpha catalytic subunit POL1 (gene POL1). The record is from RefSeq and is a predicted model, not a curated record. Gene Ontology annotation, cellular component: alpha DNA polymerase:primase complex. The coding region runs from base 1 to 4395 and encodes 1464 amino acids. Gene Ontology annotation, biological process: DNA replication; mitotic DNA replication initiation; lagging strand elongation. Gene Ontology annotation, molecular function: chromatin binding; pyrimidine nucleotide binding; single-stranded DNA binding. Lineage: Eukaryota; Fungi; Ascomycota; Saccharomycetes; Saccharomycetales; Saccharomycetaceae. The transcript has a single exon.